GCAUAAGCAUUUAGUCCUUUUUUGUUUAAGUGCCUAAGCAGAAGUAAGUGACUCAAACUUCAGGAAGUAGCUGCGAGGACACGGUGGCAGGAAAUGACAGAAAACCUGAACACGGAACUGAAGCAGCAGCUCAUUUUCUUGCUCUGAAGAGGCAACAGCCAGAGAGGGAGCCAAGUGUGGACGUGAGGAGCUGGGAGCCCGGAGCAGCGCUCACACUGUUGAAGAUGUGGAAGUCUGUAGUAGGGCAUGAUGUAUCUGUUUCCGUGGAGACUCAAGGUGAUGACUGGGACACAGACCCUGACUUUGUGAAUGACAUCUCUGAGAAGGAGCAACGGUGGGGAGCCAAGACCAUCGAGGGCUCUGGACGUACAGAACAUAUCAACAUCCACCAGCUGAGGAACAAAGUAUCGGAGGAGCAUGAUACUCUCAAGAAGAAGGAGUUGGAAUCAGGGCCCAAAGCAUCCCAUGGCUACGGAGGUCGAUUUGGUGUAGAAAGAGACCGAAUGGACAAGAGUGCUGUGGGCCAUGAGUAUGUUGCUGAGGUGGAGAAACACUCUUCUCAGACUGAUGCUGCCAGAGGUUUUGGGGGCAAAUACGGAGUGGAGAAGGACAGGGCAGACAAGUCAGCAGUUGGCUUUGAUUACAAAGGAGAAGUGGAGAAACACACAUCUCAGAAAGAUUACUCUCAUGGCUUUGGUGGCCGUUAUGGAGUAGAAAAGGAUAAACGGGACAAGGCAGCUCUGGGAUAUGACUACAAAGGAGAAACAGAGAAACACGAAUCCCAGAGAGAUUAUGCCAAGGGCUUUGGCGGUCAGUAUGGAAUCCAGAAGGACCGAGUGGAUAAGAGUGCUGUUGGCUUCAAUGAAAUGGAGGCUCCAACCACAGCUUAUAAGAAGACGACACCCAUAGAGGCUGCUUCUAGUGGUGCCCGUGGACUGAAGGCAAAAUUUGAGUCCAUGGCUGAGGAGAAGAAGAAGAAAGAAGAAGAAGAAAAAUCACAGCAGAUUGCCAAGAAGCAACAGGAGAGAAAGGCCCUGGUAAAGAUAAGCCACGAGGCUCAGCCACCAGCAACCACUGUGGAAGAGCCAGUGGUGCCAGCCCCAUUGCCUAAGAAAAUCUCCUCACAGGUCUGGCCUCCAGCAGGGAGUUGCUCUUCGCCAGAGCCUGAGCCUGUGAGAACCAGCAGGGGACAACCAUUGCCUUCCUUGCCCUCAAGGCAAGAACCCCCAGAGGAUGAUGAGGAGCCCCCAGCUUUGCCCCCCAGGACUCUGGAAGGCCUCCAGAUAGAGGAAGAGCCAAUAUAUGAAGCAGAGCCUAUAUAUGAAGCAGAGCCUGAGCCUGAGCCUGCGCCUGCGCCUGCGCCGGAGCUGGAGCCGGAGCCUGAGAAUGACUAUGAGGAUGUUGCACAUAUGGACAGAAAUGAGCAAGAUGAUGAACUAGAAGGGGACUAUGAGGAUGUGCUGGAACCUGAAGAUGCCUCAUUUCCCUCCUCUGUGGCUGGAUCAUCAGGCCGUCCGGCUGGGGCUGGGAUCUCAGCUAUAGCCCUGUAUGAUUACCAAGGAGAGGGAAGUGAUGAGAUUUCCUUUGAUCCAGAUGACAUCAUCACUGACAUUGAGAUGGUGGACGAGGGCUGGUGGCGGGGACGUUGCCACGAUCGCUUUGGACUCUUCCCUGCCAAUUAUGUCAACCUUCUCCAGUAAAUGGCCCACAUUGUAUUUUGCACUGUGACUUCCCAGGAUCCAAGUGGCUCUGCCUCCACUUCCUCCCAUCCUGCUGCAAGUGUCUCAUAGGAUGUCAUGAGUUGCCUGAGGUUCUCGAUAGAUUUCCCUCUCCUUCUCCUUUAGGGUUUGGGGCAGAGAUAGCAUGAGGAUGAAGCUCUCCUUCUGUGUCCUCUCUAUCCUGUGUGAGCUCAGACACAUUCAUCUUGUUGCCCCACCUCCUUCCCCAUGAGUGUUCCUUCGAACACCUCAAACUCUGCCUUCUGCUUUUGUGAGCUCUGAGCUUCCUGGUUUGGUUACCGAGGAAGGUAUGUCUAGAUUGCCUGGUUUUCCUGGUUGUGCUAUUUGCUUACUUUCCUACCCUGCGGAGAUACCUUUUCUCUGCUCAGUCUUAAAGUUGGAAAUAAAGUGGGACUAUGUUUCACCUCUA
Molecule: messenger RNA, 2148 nt
Organism: Eptesicus fuscus (big brown bat)
Lineage: Eukaryota; Metazoa; Chordata; Mammalia; Chiroptera; Vespertilionidae
Gene: HCLS1
Product: hematopoietic cell-specific Lyn substrate 1
Exons: 14
Coding region: 225-1700 (491 amino acids)
Biological process (GO): regulation of actin filament polymerization
Cellular component (GO): site of polarized growth; plasma membrane; cortical actin cytoskeleton
Molecular function (GO): actin filament binding
Source: RefSeq, a predicted model, not a curated record